UUAUAUUUGGAUAAUCAACGGCUGUGAGAGAGAAUUUGCAGAUCGAGUUAAUGAUUGUAUUAUGCGAUUGUCGUGGGCUCUUGUUCAUUCCAGACAACCUGAAGAUGUGCAACGAGGGAUUGCCAUGCUCGAAGCUUCACUAACCAACACCGGUAGUCCAUUGCAAAAGAGGGAGAAACUCUAUCUGCUCGCAGUUGGUCACUACAGGGGUGGGGAUUAUUCAAGGAGCAGACAUUUUCUAGAGCAAUGUUUUUCGAUUGCACCAGACUGGAAGCAAGCUCUGUCUCUAAAGAAGAAUGUUGAAGAACGAAUCACUAAAGAUGGUGUUAUUGGAAUGGGCAUCGCUGCGACUGCCGUUAGUCUCAUAGGAAUAGCAGCUGCUGCGUUUGCUCGGAGAGGCUGAUCUUUUCUGUAGGGAUAAAAUGAAUGCAUUCCUCUGCUUUUGCUUUGUUAUAAUAGAUACAAGCCUCUGAUAAUCAAUUGGAAGAAUAAUUUGACA
This is a messenger RNA of Salvia hispanica, 499 nucleotides long. NCBI's taxonomy places the organism in Eukaryota, Viridiplantae, Streptophyta, Magnoliopsida, Lamiales, Lamiaceae. The record is from RefSeq and is a predicted model, not a curated record.